UCGCGCUUUCUCGAUCCCCUUCCUCACCGGGUUGUUGCGCAUUUUCUCUGCGCUUCUCGUUAUGGCUGGUCCAGAGGAGAUGACUGAUGCACAGCCCGCGAGCGCAAAACGCCCGUCGAUCGAUGUCGACAGUCUGCAACGGAAGAAGUUCAAGACCGAUGAGCUACCCUUGUCCGCCGCGAAACACACCGCGAUUGAGGAUCUACUCCAUUCGUUCAAGAAAAAGGGUGGUUUCGAUAAUAUACGGAAAAAGAUUUGGGCGGACUUCCAUGAUGGGGAGAAAAAAGUGGAAUUUACAAACCUCUUAGUGGAGUUGGCAGAAACGGAGAUCGAUCGCGAACCGGGCCUCCUCUCCCGCGAGCGCGGUAAGGCUGCGACAUUGAUCGAAGGCGCCGUGGACCGAAGCGAUAUCUACAAAACGGUGGAGAAGUCACUAGACUCGCUAGCUUCGAAUUACCUACCCACCAUUCUAGACUCUGUUCGCGACAUUCGUCGGCAAGAAAUUGGUGACGAGGUUGCACUUGCGGAAGAACAGGCUGGAAAUAAAACAGACGAAGACUACGCUGCCCAUGUCAAGGAAUUACGUGACGAGCGAGAGAAGAUAUGGCAGGAAACGGUCCGGAAGCAGCGAGAAAAGGAAGAGGAAGAAGCGCGGAAAAAGGCAGAGGAGGAUCGAAAACGUCGCGAGGUUGAGCGACAGAAAGAUGAAGAAGACCGGGCCAGGAGGAGGGAGCGCGAGGACGAGCGACGGGCAGAGCAACGCGCAGCGGACGAGCAGAGAGAAAAGGAACGGCAAGAACGGUACGAACGGCGACGACGGGAAGACCGAGACAGAUACCGCGACUGGCAUGACCACAGUCGCACAAGAGAUCGUGACUCGGACCGAGAUCGGGAUAGAGACAGGUAUCGCUACCGUGACCGCUCUCCUGGCUAUCGCUCUGACCGUGGUUUGUCUCCGCGUUAUCGCGAUGCCCGGAAGGAAAAAUCUGCGACGCCAAAAGAACCGACGCCUGCUCCGCCGGCGGCGGCGGCACCCCCUGUGGAUGAGAAGUCGUUGGAGGAGGCCGCUUUGCAAAUGCUUCUAAAGGAAGGUGAAGAGCUGGCAGCCAAGGCUCGCCAGAAGCCAGAAUUCGACUUCGAAGAAGCAGAGGCGAUCGAAAACGGUCUAAAGCCCCCAACGACCAAAACCAAAGCAACAUCGGAAUCGAAACACACCAAUACUCCUUCCAAGGCAGAGAGUCCAGCUGGCGAGACCGAUCCUAAUCGACGACGAGAGUCGACAAUAGCGGACGAGCAUCACCGCACUCGCCGACGCGACAAAAGCCGCAGCCGCUCCCGGAGAAGGUUUUCACGAUUAGACGAUGAUCGCCGGGAUUCGCGGGAUGCCUCUGCUCGACCUCGCGAUCGGGAUUCCGGAGAACGACUUCCGAUUCGUGACUUUCGAGGAGACCGCCGAGAAGAUCGUCGAGAAGAUCGUCGAGAAGAUCGCCGAGACGACCGUCGGGAAGACAGAUUUGGCGAUCGCAGCUAUCGACCCGGGAGACGGAGCAGGAGUAGGUCAACCACCCGCGGAUACGACAGGGAUCGGGAACGAGACCGAUCUAGGGCGCGAUAUCGCGAUAAGAGUACCGAGCGGGAGAGAGAUCUCCGGCGUGAUAACCGUGAUCGGGAUUUCGACCAUCGUCGGGACCGCAGCCGUGAUCGUGACAGGGACCGCAGGGAUCGAGACCGUGAUCGGGACCGGGACCGGGACCGCGACCGCGAUGAGUAUCGCCGACGGCGAUAUCGUUCUCGCUCGCGCUCACAAUUUCGAGGACAGGGUCGGGAUCAGGAACGUGAGCGAGACCGUGAAAGAGAACGUGGGCGUGGUGAUCGCAGUCGCGAGAGACCCAAGGACAGCGAGCGGGUCAAGGAACAUGGUGGGGAGCGUGAACGCGAGCGAGAGCGCGGCAAAGAGCGCGAACGAUCGCAGUCUCGCGUAUCAGCCUCUUCUCGGCGACGCUCACGAUCUCGCCGGCGGUCUCGCUCCCGUCAUCCUUCGCCUAGCCUUCUCGACAUCGACCGCUACGUGCCUGUAACAAGUAACCGCAGCCGAUCUCCGCGUCGUCGACUUCGCUCUUCAGAACGGGCAGAUGAACGAGAACGUGAUCGAGACCGAGAACGGGACCGUGACCGUGACCGGGAUAGAGACCGAGACAGGGAGCGGGAGCGGGAGCGAGAGCGGCGAGGAUUCGUGGAAAUCGACCGGUACGUUCCUGGUGGUGCCGAAAAGACGCCAACUAGACCUCCUUGAACGGUCAGAAAUGACACAGUCUUUGGCUGUCAAUUUCUGUCUUUGGUCCUGGCCCAAAGUCCUAUCUACAAUGUACACAUACAUACACAUCUCUCCCCAGCGGCCUGGACG
Molecule: messenger RNA, 2404 nt
Organism: Aspergillus campestris IBT 28561
Lineage: Eukaryota; Fungi; Ascomycota; Eurotiomycetes; Eurotiales; Aspergillaceae
Product: BOD1/SHG1 domain-containing protein
Exons: 2
Coding region: 62-2293 (743 amino acids)
Source: RefSeq, a predicted model, not a curated record